UCAACAAGCUCAUCACCAUGAAGUGCUCUUACACAAAGCCAGCGUUGCUUGCAAUGGUUUUUAUGGUGACAAUGGUGGCCACGGCUUUUGGACAGGGAACUCGAGUCGGGUUCUAUUCUAAAUCGUGCCGUCAAGCCGAGUCCAUCGUUAAGUCGACCGUGGAAUCCCAUUUCCGUACCAAUCCCGCCAUCGCGCCGGGCUUGUUGAGGAUGCACUUCCAUGACUGCUUCGUCAACGGCUGUGACGGGUCGGUUCUCAUCGACGGUCCCGAUACGGAGAGAAGAGCCCCUCAGAACAGCUUACUGAGAGGCUUUGAAGUCAUUGACGACGCCAAAAGAAAGCUCGAAGCCGUUUGCCCCGGCGUCGUAUCGUGCGCUGAUGUUCUAUCUCUCGCUGCUCGUGACUCCGUCGUCUUGACAAAAGGAAUAAAUUGGAAGGUGCCCACGGGACGUAAAGAUGGAAGGGUUUCGUUGCAAUCGGAUGCCUCCAGCUUGCCUAGCUUUAGGAGCUCCAUCGACUCCCAAAAGCAACAAUUUGCUCGCUUUGGUCUCGACACUAAAGAUCUUGUCGUCCUUGUUGGAGGACACACCGUAGGGACAGCAGCUUGCUUGGUAUUUAGCUACAGACUAAAUAACUUCACCAAUGGUGGUCCAGACACGACAAUCAACUCAUCAUUCCUCCCUCAGCUGCAAGCACUUUGCCCGCAAAACGGAAACAACUUCCGGCGUGUGGAUUUGGACACCGGUAGUGCCAACAAGUUCGACACAUCCUUCUUCACCAACUUGAAGAACGGCCGAGGCGUGCUCGAGUCGGACCAGAAGUUGUGGACCGAUCCAUCGACGAGGACCAUCAUCCAGCAGUUAUUGGGCGAGAAAGGCCUCAAGAGAUUGAACUUUAACAAGGAAUUCGCUAGGUCGAUGGUGAAGAUGAGUAAUAUAGGUGUGAAGACGGGUAGUAAUGGUGAAAUUCGAAGGGUUUGCUCCGCAAUUAACUAAUUUCUUUUGGCAUUAAGAGCUUUUCCUAAUAAGUUAAUGAAAUCAUUUUGUAAUGUCUUGAUUUCAAUGAUUUCAAGUUGUGG
Messenger RNA from Hibiscus syriacus, 1078 nucleotides. RefSeq names its product peroxidase N1-like. Bases 18 to 995 code for a protein of 325 amino acids. Gene Ontology annotation, biological process: response to oxidative stress; hydrogen peroxide catabolic process. The record is from RefSeq and is a predicted model, not a curated record. Gene Ontology annotation, molecular function: heme binding; peroxidase activity. The transcript has 3 exons. Gene Ontology annotation, cellular component: plasmodesma; plant-type cell wall. Lineage: Eukaryota; Viridiplantae; Streptophyta; Magnoliopsida; Malvales; Malvaceae.